AUGUACGGUUCAUUUGGUUCAUACAGCUCCAUGAGCCUCGGCGGCUCGGGCCCCAUCAACAUCUACACCAGCGUCACCUCCCGCGACGAAUCCUGCGCCUUCCCCUCGUGGCCGCGCCGCUCAUCCCUCAGCGGCCGCAGCGCCGACGCCUCCUACGAACCCCCCGCCAGCUCCUACCUCUCCGACGACGACCUCUUCCUGGACGACGACCGCAGCAGCGGCAGCGAGGCCGAGGACAGCCGCAGCGUGUCGAGCAGCGCGGGCAGCGCCUCGCCGCCCACGCUCGGCCUGGUGCUCGCCUCGCCGGCGCGCCAGCUGGCGCCCAGCGAGGCCGAGAUCCUCGAGACGCAGCGCCGACGCCUCAACAUGCGCAAGGACCUGCUCCGCAUGGUGCAGCAGGAGAAGGAGCGCCGCAGACAACAACAGAAGAGCCGUCGCCCGGCGGUGCCCUCGAAGAAGAGCACCAGCGGCAAGGCGCGGAGCAGCUUGAUGGCUCCCAUCACCGAGGCCGACGAGUGA
Cordyceps fumosorosea ARSEF 2679 is the source of this 519-nucleotide messenger RNA. RefSeq lists its product as hypothetical. NCBI's taxonomy places the organism in Eukaryota, Fungi, Ascomycota, Sordariomycetes, Hypocreales, Cordycipitaceae. Bases 1 to 519 code for a protein of 172 amino acids. The record is from RefSeq and is a predicted model, not a curated record. The transcript has a single exon.